AUGUCACACUUAGAUUUGCAACCCACGUUGCCCAGCUUUUCUGAGUUAAUCGGAAGCAUCCCUCUCUCGCCAUCCUUGCGUCGCUGUGUGGCGGAUGAGAGUCAUAUGCCACCAAGUCCGCGCCAUGCAGGACCACAGGGUUUCGAGCGACCCUACGAUGAUCGGAAAUGGGGGAUGCUGUGCAAACUGGCAACAGCAUUAUGCCGAGAGGAACUUGAGGAUCAAAGUCUGUAUGCCUUACUCUUCAAAGACCCACUCCCGUCUCCAGCAUUGGUCAAUCAUGCACCACCCAACCGCAGUGAUAUCGAUGUCGUACUUGAGAGAUUGGAAGACCUCAUCAAUCACCCGGACCCCGACAUUAGCACUGUUGUCCGAUGUGUUUCCGAGAUGCUCGAUAACUCCGUGGCGCCACCAUAUGCGCAAGGGUGGUAUAAGCCUAUGGCUAAGGGCAACGAGUACGGUACAAGACUAGAACAAGAAAUCUUGAGGCUCGAUCGAGAUGGUCUUGUUCAAGAAUUUUUCUUCGAGAUGGACAGCGAGAACCUUAUGGCGAGCGAAUCCCUUAUGCUCGAAAGGUAAACAACCGUAAGCCAGCUGGUCAAGAAGAAGCAGACGCGAGAAAGGCAUUGGACCACGCUGGCUUCGUUAAGUGGCAGAAACAAAAGCAGCAGUCGGCGAAUCAUGCCGAAAUCGAACAAAAAAGGCGCUGUCGGCAUCGAGAGUGCCAGAGGGUCAGUGACCUGCGAUGCCCGGAAGUCCCUUUUCGAUGUGGCGAGGAGCAUGCAAAGCUGAAGAAGGAGGAAGCAAAAGAGAACAUGGGAAAACUUCAAAGCGCCCAGGGUUCCGGAAAAGACGAACAGUUUUAUGCGGCGAUAUAUGCGCACGAGUUCAGUGCAAGGGUGGUUCAAUUAGAGCAUGAUGGGCGCAAACGAGCAGAAGCAAUUGUUCCAAGGUUGUGGCAACUGCUCUUCCGACAACUGGGCACGACAAGCAGCAUUCGCAGAAGGCAAAAUGUCUGGGGGUUUCACCCGUUCGUCCCAAGAGCUCAUAACGCGUUGGCCAGCAUCAAGCGGUGCCAGAGUGAUUCGGAGCAGGGACAGAGGCCGACCUGGAUAAGGAGCAGUGAAAGCUCUGGCAGUCGAACGACGCCGGCCACAAGCAGCCCACGGAGACGUCACAGGAGAUUCAAGAGGAGGGAUGCUCGACGUCGUCGCGAAGCAUCUCACCGUCACCACCAAGCUCUUGGUGUGUGCUCGGCAAUGUCAAGGGGGAGGAUGUGCGUUGAAGGGCUAUUGUACAGUGUGGCUGUCGGGGUUGAAGGUGAAUCGUACAACUUCCCCAUGCACCGGCGCAUUUUUGCAGUAACACGGACACAUACAAAUCCUACCGGAUCCAGUUCCAGAA
This is a messenger RNA of Exophiala xenobiotica, 1404 nucleotides long. RefSeq lists its product as uncharacterized. The record is from RefSeq and is a predicted model, not a curated record. The coding region runs from base 1 to 579 and encodes 192 amino acids. The transcript has a single exon. NCBI's taxonomy places the organism in Eukaryota, Fungi, Ascomycota, Eurotiomycetes, Chaetothyriales, Herpotrichiellaceae.